Vollenhovia emeryi is the source of this 4522-nucleotide messenger RNA. RefSeq names its product neurotrimin-like. The transcript has 5 exons. Gene Ontology annotation, cellular component: neuron projection membrane. The record is from RefSeq and is a predicted model, not a curated record. Gene Ontology annotation, biological process: synapse organization. The coding region runs from base 718 to 1629 and encodes 303 amino acids. Lineage: Eukaryota; Metazoa; Arthropoda; Insecta; Hymenoptera; Formicidae.
GAGGCCCGGCGGUUUCAGAGCUUCGCCCGGGACGACGAACCGCGGACGAGCCGAGUGCGGGAAACCCGGUCGUGUUUCACAGUACGACCGACCGAUCCGCACCGAGUAUACCGUACAACGAGGAGGCACAACCGCGGGGCGAAAAAGAAAGGGGAGGUGGGGGAGGGUUGGCCCGAUUGAACGCAGGCAGACCGCUUUGUGACCUUGGUGCGCGCGCGACACUUGGCGUCUUCCUCGGGAGUAAUAAAGAAGAGUUUCAUCGGUACCCCCUUCCGAUCGGGGUCGGAUACGGACCGGGGGGGUGUACGGUGAACCCCGCGCGCGAGACCGCCCACAGAUUAGACCGUGACUCGGCCUCGCUCCGCCGCUUACGUUCGCGAGUACCCAACUGCGAGAUAAUGUGAUAUUACCAGUGUUAGAAGACAAGGCAGAAAAAAAAGGAAGAGGGAAAUCGGUGGAUGCACGAGAAGAGCGCAACGGGGGGGUUGCAACGAGACGGUUGCAACGACGGGUAACGCGGGAGUAUGCGCGAGUCCUGGUAGCACCGGCUGCUGCUGGAGGAUGAACGGGACGACGACGGAGGAUUAUUAAGUGGAGGCGCGCCGAGAGAAAGGGGUGCAUCGCGGUGUUCCAUGAGAUGUCAGUGGACCCGUCGUCCGGGACAGUUACGCCGUCGUCGUCGUCGUCGCCGUUGUUGUUGUCGUCGUCGUGAUCACCAUGAGGAGGUCCUCCUACGUCAACUACUACGUCCUGUGCCUCGUGUGCUGGAUCCUACUAGGCAUUACCGGGGUAAGUACGAGAUCUCAUUCGCUGGUGAAGAGAUUCGACGGGAUUUACACGGGGCCUUACUUCGACUCGAACACUCCAACGAAUAUCACGGCGCAGCUGGGCACUCAUGCUUACCUACCGUGCAAAGUGCGGCAGCUUGGUAACAAAUCAGUCUCCUGGAUCAGAAGAAGAGACUCGCAUAUCCUCUCGGUGGAUAGAACCAUGUUCAUUCCGGACGAAAGGUUCCAAACGAUUGCCGGGGAGGCGGACACGUGGACGCUGCAGGUGAAAUACGUCCAAGCGCGCGACGAAGGCGAGUACGAGUGCCAAAUCUCGACCGACCCGAAGAAGAGUCACAUCAUCAAGCUCAACAUCGUCGUGCCAAAGAUCGAGAUCUUGGGGGACCGUGACAUGUACGUGAAGACCGGAAGUACAGUCGCGAUACGGUGCGUAAUAAAGCAGUCCCUCGAGGGCCCGUUCUACGUCUUCUGGUACCACGAGGGCGAUCGCGUUCUAAAUUAUCAGCUGGGCAAGAUUGACAUUCAGACGAAGAGGAUCGAGCAGGACACGGUGAGCAGCCUCGUGAUUCACAACGCGAGACGGGAGGACUCGGGUAACUAUACUUGCAGCCCGAGUAACUUGGAUAGCGCGAGCGUGCAGCUGCAUGUGCUGAACGGGGAACACCCCGCGGCGAUACAGAGAGGCAUCAGUUCAGCGCCGGGCGGCUGUCCUACCCUGUGGUGGCUGGCAGGAGUGGUAACAUUGUACUCGAGUCACAGCAGCCGCCUGUUCGUCCUCGUUCUUUUGAUCCUUAUGGUUCUCUACUCGAAAAAUCCAUCUUACUUUGCGACGGAACGAUAAUCAGGCAAGACCGCAAGGAUGGUAUACGCGUAUAAUCGAUUAUCUCCUGCUACGAGACCCCGACUACCUCGAGAGAGAAGAGAUCCUCGACGUUGCGGACCGAUUUUCAGAGAUCAAGGACAAAAAGGGCGAGGAUGAGCGGAUUAGGAAGAUAAAGGGUAAUACGAUGGAGAAAGAGAAAGAUCGGAGAAGAGAAUAAUGAUCCCGGAGGUAGUAUGUUUUUUCUCCGUACGCGUCAAGUAAGAGUUAGAGAGGUUCGUCUCGAUUAUCGAGACUGUGAUCCGGCCGUUAGAAAUUAGGAAUUAGUUUAUUAUAUGAAUUCUUGUUAAAUUGCUGCGGGAGUUAUACGUGCUGGAGAAGCUACGAAAUUUUUGACGUUAUCGAAAAUAUAAAUUAGGUCGAGCUUGAACAACGGGUAGUCCGUGAACGUCGUGAAAACUUUUAAUUGAGAGUCCGGGACCGACAAUUUCACUUAUUAGGGCGAAUUAUCUAACAACAAUCACUGGUUUAUCAAAACCUUUAUCUAAUUGUAAGUAAAACAACGUGUUGCUCUUAUAAUUCUUGACAAAUUAUCGCGGCCGAUAUUUUCGAGCUUGCGUUACUUUUCUAAAGACGCGUUCUACGUUUGCGUUUUACACUUGUCGAAAUGUUUCACGCACUUUCCGUCUGUUUAGCCCGACAAGGUGAAAAGUUACGAAAUCUCAUAAAGGAAGCGCCCGUAAAACGAUCGCGAACGCGAGAUUCUAUCGCGAGGGCGUUGGGUGGUUUCGUAGCACCCGUUACAGAAACAAGAAAGCGAUAACGUGACGAGAAAUACAGGAAGAGGAGAAACGACGGUAAAAGAAAGAGAGAGAGAGAGAGAGAGGGGGGUGGGGGAGAAAGAGCAAGAGUCGAAAGAGAAACGUCGAUGAGCGUCGACGUGGAAAAGCGUCACGAGACUGGGAAAAAGCAGAAAAAAACUUCGUCCGCGCCGCUCGAAUAGAAUUGAAACUUGUUCGAUGAAUUUUCGAGAUGCGAUGUAAUUAAUUAUAUUCGAUAGCGACCGAUUACAACAAAGCGUGUCUAUACUUGACGUCUACCGCGUGAUCUGGGAUCGUCCUGAGACCGAGCGAUCUCGGCCAUCGUCACUUACAAUUAGACGAUAUGCCGAUACGCGCCAGAAGCAAUUAGUAUCUCUCUUUAGUUCGUCAGUCAGCGAGUCUACUCCAAGAUCACUGUGAAAAAACAAGCUUGACUAAAGCCUGGUUUUUCCUUUCCUGGUCAAUUGUUGACUAGAAGUGGUUAGUUGGUUCUCUAUCUCUUCGUAGAUAAUCCUAUGGAAAAAAGCUGGAAAGCCGACUAACCUCCGGUUAACAGUUACCCAGAAAAUGAACACCCUGGGUCUAGAAGGGGAAAAGAAACGAGAGUCCAAGCGACCCUGUUGAGAAAUAAAAAUGUUACUGCUAUUAAUAGCAUGGUGCGAUGGUAUUAUUCGAUCCGAGGAGGAAAAAAUUCAUAUCAAGCGACGUUCUGCCCAUAUCAAACUCAUAGUCACGAUAUUCUGAUAUUCCUAGCGGCAAGCCAAAUUUGAAAGGAGUAAAAUUUUUAUUCGGGAAAGCUCAUCGAUCGCGCGAGCAAGAUGGGACGGGAUAUCGCGAUGGGAAUUAUCACUGCCUCUAUAAAUACUUGACCGCUUUGUCUAAGGCGACAGGUGUCUCGAGACGAUCCGCGAUAAAAAUUUUGGUAAUUAAAGCGCAUUGAGUAUACACACGUCGAUCAAAAUAUAUCAUACGUCCGCGCAUGCACAGGCUGAGACACUCACCGCGACGCGGGCCGUAAGGACCGACGCAUCUUCCACUACCUCGUCCGCUCCUUUGCGCGUCGUCUCGCGAUUUCGGAAAUGCCGCGUUUUUUCACGGAAAAUCGAAGACACUCAUUAGGAAAGUACGUAGAGAAAAAUUUCGACACUUUCGCUCGGGGGGGAUUAAAAAUACUGCCAAUACGAAGCCACUUUGCGUUCCUUCCUUGAAAAAUUUCUCGAAACGCGUGUUUCACAAACUAUACAUUUCUACCGGAGCGUUCAUUCACGUUGGACGACGUUAAAGGAAAGGGGAGACAUUUGUUUUGUAUGAAAUUUACACACGCACGUAUUCGUAGUGCAAGACGCCAAAUUUUACGCGCAUUCGAAAUUCCGUAUUCGGAGCCUCACCUCCCAUAGAUUUCCUUUACUCGCGAACCGUCAAGCGUCUCGUCGUAAACAAUAUAGACAAGUACUUUCGACAGAUACUUUUUGAUAACGUUAUAUCUCCACGACGGUCUCGGCCCGCGGCGCGCCGCCUCUAAGCAUGAUCGGUUGUAUAAUUUAGCGGAUGAACGUACGGCUUUCCGGCGGGCGCCCGCGCGCCCCCCGCGAAUUUGCUUUCUUCUCGCAAAUACUAGAGGGGAGGGGAGGGAAUACUGUUUUUUAUAAUAUUAUAUAUAUAAAUAUAUAUAUAAAUAUAUAUAUACAAACGAACAGAAAUAUAUAUAUGUAUAUGUGUACGCGCGCAAAUACGUUGCACAUGGGUGUUGAAUAUUGAACAAGUUUCAGCUCGCACGAACGAGGGGCGCAUAUAAAGCGGCUAGAGCGUACGUUCUCGUAGAGAAAAUUCUUGAGGAAAUAUCUUGGAGAGAUACGAAGAGCAAGGCGGGGAAAGAAAGACAGAGACAGAGAGAGAGAGAGAGAGAGAGAGAAAGAGAAAGAAAGAAGAGAGGACAGAGAAAUAGAGGAAAAUAACACCAUAGUACACGAGGACUGCGGCAGGAGACGAACGAUUCGUUAGAAUAUCUACGAUUCAUGUGAUUGUAAAUAACGUAACAUAGCGUAUAAAUAACGUAACGUUAAUUAAUGAUAUGCCGUACGUGUUACGCUAAA